Messenger RNA from Morone saxatilis (striped sea-bass), 2660 nucleotides. Its product is annotated as serine/threonine-protein kinase Nek5-like. Gene Ontology annotation, cellular component: extracellular region; membrane. The coding region runs from base 7 to 1686 and encodes 559 amino acids. The record is from RefSeq and is a predicted model, not a curated record. Gene Ontology annotation, biological process: protein phosphorylation; lipoprotein metabolic process; lipid transport. Lineage: Eukaryota; Metazoa; Chordata; Actinopteri; Moronidae. The transcript is spliced from 8 exons. Gene Ontology annotation, molecular function: lipid binding; ATP binding; protein kinase activity.
ACCAAGAUGGGUAACGAACAGAGCACCCUUCAGAAGGAGGGCUACACAAUUGAAAAGGAAACAGAAAACUGGGUUACAGCCACAAAGGACGGUGACAGAUUUUUCAUAAGAACGAUGAAGAUUUCCCCAAAUGCAACAUUAAUCUCAGAAAUGGAAACUCUCAAUGCAAUAAUUCAUCCUCAUGUUACGAGCACCAAGAAUUCUUUUAAAGAUGAAGAUCAUGACGUAUACUACCUAGUGGCGGAGCACUGUCAUGGUGGGAGCCUUGCAGAAAAGACCAAAGGGACAAUACUUGAUGAGUCUCAGAUACUGAGCUGGAUUGUUGAAAUCUGUAUGGCACUGCGAACCAUUCAUGAAAACGGCUUGUUUCACAAAAAUCUGACGCCACAGAACAUAUUCUUCACAGAAUUGGGAACUCUGCGCUUGGGUGGAUUUGGAAAACUCGAGGGAAAGUACUGUAUAACUCCUAUUAAUUACAAACAUAUAAAGUGUAUCUAUACUGUACAAUAUACUGUAUGCAUAUAUAAAUGUUGUGUUUGUUGUUUACACAGCAAUGUGAGUUCAGGAGGGGAAGCAAUUAAUUAUCUGGCACCAGAGGUCUUCACAAGUGCAACGUAUGACACUAAAAGUGACAUUUGGUCGGUGGGAUGCAUACUCUAUGAGCUCUUUACUCAGAAAUUAGCGUUCUCUGCAGAGACCACAGUCGACCUCAACCCCAGAAUUAUUUCUGGUCCUGUCCCUCGUCUCCAAGACAAGUGGUCAUCUGAGUUUCAGGAACUGUUUAGUGACAUUUUGCAGAGAGACCCUAACUCAAGACCUACAACCUAUGAGAUUUUGGGGCGUCCCAUUGUUUUACAAUGUCUCCUAAAAAAGAGUAAAACAACUGCAGAGCACCUUCAGACUCAGUUGGGCAAGCUGAGAGCUGUGGCCGACAGUUUGGAAAAUGUGCACCAGGGCGCCACCAUCGGCAGUCUGGCAGGAGGAGUGAUCGGAGCAGCGGGAGGGAUUACCUCCAUCGUGGGUCUUGUUCUGGCUCCCUUCACUUUGGGAACUUCACUUAUUGUCACUGGUGUGGGAAUCGGGGUGGGUGUUGCUGGUGGGGUCACUGCCGGUGCCUCAAAUAUCACAAACAUGGUCAACCAGGCCUCUGAUCGCAAAGCUGUUCAAAGCAUCAUCAAAGAGUUUGAUGAGAAAAUGAAUGCAGUGGCCCUCUGGCUGCAGGAGAUCAGCAAGAGUUUAGAGACAAUCAACAGAGGUUGCUCAGGGGAUGUGCCUACUGAUGAGGACAGCAGUUUAAAUCAAGAAAACUUUGCAAAGGUUGGCACAAGGAUAGGUAGGGGCUUAGGAGGUGUUAGCGAACUGUUUCGAGUACUUCGAGUGGUAAACAUUGGCAAAAUCGCAGCACAAGCAUCCAGGACAGUACGACUGGCAGAGGUAGCCACUGGUGCACUUUCUGCUUUAUUUGUGGCAGCAGAUAUCUUCUUUAUUGCCAUGGAUGCUAAAGAGAUUCACCACAUUAGACAGACAACAGCAGAUGGUCAAACAUGCUCUGAGAUCAUGAAAUUUGUCCAUUCCGUCAGGCAGACUGCAGACGAGUUGCAGGGCAGUUUGGAUGAGAUCAAAGGCCUCAUUCACAUCAUCCCCUUCCUUGAGGAUGAGAGAGAGUUGGAAUGGGAAUGCAUGUAAAGUCGUGUUGCUUCUGGGUCGCUAAGGUGACAUGAAUACAUGUGUUUUGUAAGAUUUAAUGGGGAAUAUCCAAAGAAAAGUAUAAUUAAUCUUCAUGUGUGAUUAUUUAAUAUAACUUUUCAAAACAUGAUGCCUUUAUAUGCCAUAUCAGUUCAUCAUAACAGGCUUAAAUCUUUUUUUUUAAAUUUUGUACUAUUUACUAUUUCCUCCAUAGUUAUAGUACUCUAAAUCUUCCUCUGAAGUGAUUAUCAUGACUUACUAUUUUGUGUGAUUACAUCUUGUUUUUAACUUUGAUUGGAUUGUCAAUAAUAAUUGUAUUUGUGAUAGUACUCCUUGAAGAAAUGCUGAAUAUUUAUUGUAAGAGUAAAAACUGGAUUGCUGUUUCAUGAUGUUUUACAAAGCUAACAACCUAAAAAGUGGACAUUUUCUGUUACAACUUGAUUAAUUAUUCUGCACCACAAAUUCAGUAUAUUGAUUUUUCUGCCAGUUGUGUACAAUGUACAGUACAAUCUGACAGGUUACAUAUUAAUUUAAUAUAAAUUAGACACAAAUAAUGACUUUUGUUUUGAUCUGAUAGUAGCUCCGUGGUUGCUGGCAAUUUGAACAUAGAGUUGAUUUUUUGUCUUUUCUUUUCAUUAUUUUGUACAUUAAUGUAAUACACACUUUGUGUAGGGUUUAAAAAAAUCUCUAUUUGACGACUUAUAGUUGUGCACAUGGCUGUACCCAAAGAUCUGACCAGUGGAUCCUGGACUUUUUCACAGUUUUUUCCAGGAUUGUCUCAAGAAAGAGAAAUUUGAAAGAUGAUUUUAUCACAUAUACAUUCUGCAAACAUGCAUUCCUAUGAGUUAUUUGCCAAGCUCAAUUUCAUCUUGGUAACUCUAGAUAAUUGUGUGUAGACAUGCUGGUCGUCUCCUCAGUUAAAUUUGCUAUAACCAUAUAAGUGCAUUUAUAAUACAUGGGAUUGUUCUAUAUAU